AACCAGCAGGAGAAGAAAUCACGUCGGGAGAAGAGGAGCGGUGGCGAUGCAAAGCUCUCAUUAGCGAGCCUUAGGAGCUGGUGAUACGACAGCCAACGAUCCAGCGCGGGGUCUCCGGACACGGACGUGAAGUACGGCUUUGCUGCAGCUAGAGGGCUUCGCUGCUGCUGCACAGCCCCGCGCCGUGCCUGGUGCGCUGCCGCACACCCCGGCACCGGCUGGGGCUCCGCCGCGCCGCUCCCCACCGUUCCCGCCAGCCCACGGCCGGGCCCGCCGCAGGGCCGCCGGACGCCCACCCGGGCGACAGGCCGCGGCGUCCCCGCCACCGAGCCGCUGCCGGCCCGCGGUCAUGCCCGCCGCCGCCGCUCCACUUCUGCCGCCGCCGCUCCAACUUGGCGGGUGAGCCCUUCCUCGACACGCAGGAUCGCUUCCCCCCCCACACCGCCAGCAGCAUGGAGAGCGUGCGUGAGCUCCAAAACCCGCUCUUGGCCAAGGCCAACGGGCACCUUCGCAGCAGCUAUUCUUACCACCAGCAUCACAGCCAGGACUACCCCAGUCAUCGCUGCCAAGGGAAACUGUAUUCCUACAUCUUCCAAAACACUGGUGGUGCCAGGACUCACCAGCUGCUGGAUGCCAGUUCCCUGCAGCUGGCCGUUGAAGCCUUGUACGGCCCCAAUUUCAUCCUCGUGAAGGAUGAGACCUCUCUCAAGGCCAAGGACAGCAAGACAGAAAGCUGCGAGACCACUUUUACGGAAAGCAAAGAGGCUCCAUCCGAAGGUCCUGAUGGGCACGAGGCACAAGGGUCUUGUCUGGUAGAGAGUGACAUCCGCAUCCAAACUGUGUCCUACGAGGUGGAGGAAGAGGAGCUCCAGGAGUACGAGAGCGACUCCUCCAGCGACAGCGAAAGUGAGGAUCAUUUCCUGAUGCUUCCUCCCCGGGACCACCUGGGCUUGGCCCUUUUCUCCAUGCUGUGCUGCUUCUGGCCGCUGGGGAUUGCUGCCUUCUACUUCUCCCAAGGGACCAGCAAGGCUGUCUCCAAAGGAGAUUUCCAUCUGGCCAGUUCAGCUUCCCGCCGAGCUCUCUUCCUCGCUGCGCUCUCCAUAACCAUCGGCACAGGAGUGUACGUCGGGGUGGUGGUAGCGCUGAUCGCUUAUCUCUCCAAAGGGGGCCACGUAUAGCUGCCACCCACAUGUCAGCACCAUCCCCGGCCGCUGGCCCUCCUGGGAUCGAGCUUUCCUGUGGAGCACAGGGCGCCAGUGCCUGCAAGGGCUGCUUGCACAGCAGGACCCCGGCGUGGAUGCCCUGCGCAGGCUCUUUCCCCUUUCAGACAAACAGUAGACCCCUGUUAUCCCCGAGGCUGUGGGAUGCCACCAUUUGACAUCAGGGAACUGGGCACCGGCCUGGCUGCUGGGACCAGGAGGAGCAUGUUUGCCUGGUGGAAGAUGUGUGGGAGAGACGCUGCGUGCUGCUGGGCUGGUGCCAUCACGCCUGCUCCAAGGCUGUGGCUUCCCUUCCCAGUCCCACAGCCGGGAGAUCCACCGCUGGUGCCCAGGCUUGGCCCAUGAAGGGGGCACACAGGGAGGAGAGGGGAUAUGGUGCCAGGGAAUGACCCUGGGAGGCCGGGGUCCUGGUGGGGUCUCCAGACUCCUGUGAUGGGGACAACAUUCUUAUUCAGUGCAGCUGCAGCGAAGCAGGAGGACACCUCAUGGACGUGACCGAAGGGCAUGCUCUCCACAUCCCCCUGCAGACAGACCCCUGAUCCACGGGAGAACAUCCCAGUCGCUGGCCCGUCCCAGACCAGAAACAAGGAGGAAGGCAGGCUGGUGGUUGCACACCAUCACUCCCAUCGUUGGAGCAAGCUGGCAAAGACAGCAAGGUUUUCUCCAUGUUAAUAAUGACUGUCAUGAUAAUUGCAAGUAGGAGCCUCCGUAUGGUUGGCAUCCGACAGUGCUGGGCCCUGAAAAGACUUGUAAUGGCAACUUCUACCCAAGAGGCGACCUGGGAGGGGUGGGGACCUGAUGGACUCCGCUCUCGGCACUAGGUCAGGGCCCUGCAGACAAAGAGGGAUGGAAAGAAAAGGCUGACAUGACAAGCAGAGCCUGGGGUGGGAGUGAUGUUUGAGAGGGGAUAAGAUCCAGAGAGGGGUAAGACUUGGAGGGACCCCAAGACACAGGGGAUGACCCCAACACACUUCUUCCCAUGCCUUGGAGAGGGGAAUCUCCAUCCAUCCAAAAACCUCUGCUGACAAGGAAAUCCCACACAUCCCCGCUUACAUCUUACUUUUGCUAAUUUGUAUAUUGUCAGCAACACGUCAAGUGCUUCAGAGGUGGGUGUGAUGGCAAUGACUGCCCCAAAGGGUCGGCGUUAAAAGGCCCUGCCUCACCCCCCUCCCUAGCAUCCGCCUUGACCCUCCCUCGCAGUGGCCAUGGCUCCCCUGCCGCCUCCUUCCCCCGUGUGCAGGGGGCUACAGGCAGACUCUGGGCACCCAUCACCCCUUUCCUGGGGUUUCUGGGCAGGCUGUAGCCGGCUCUGCAAGAGGCGCAGCACGUUCCUCCAGCUGGGUGCCAUUCAAAUGUACAUUUCAUCCUAAAGAAGCAUGUUAAUGUCUGCGAUUGCUGUUGUAUUUGAGCAGUAAAAGAGAGAAGCACAUCAGAGACCUGUUCAGAAGCUGGUCUGAAAGUUCCCAUUACGUUUUAUAAUAUGGAAGAGCUAAUAAAAAAAGGAGGAAAAAAGACUCUGUUUAUAA
Messenger RNA from Grus americana (Whooping crane), 2746 nucleotides. It is a transcript of the gene SYNDIG1L, whose product is annotated as synapse differentiation inducing 1 like. NCBI's taxonomy places the organism in Eukaryota, Metazoa, Chordata, Aves, Gruiformes, Gruidae. Gene Ontology annotation, cellular component: intracellular membrane-bounded organelle; membrane. The record is from RefSeq and is a predicted model, not a curated record. Bases 453 to 1178 code for a protein of 241 amino acids. The transcript has 4 exons.